CUCAAUCUUCAGAGGUAGUGAGAGUUGUAAAACAUAAAAAGGACGGUUCAUUGGAAGCGUUCGGUGACAUUAUCAGAAUUAAAGUAAAUCUUUUUUGCAAAAUAGUUAAUGAAAAUUUCCAAUUAAAAGAACGCUCUACAAUCACUGACAUGCAGUGAACCUGUCUGCCCACCCAAGCGACUGGACAAGAAGGCCAAACAGGAUCCUCCAGAUUCUGCUGGCUGUGAUGGUGCUAAAAAUUCAUUAAGACAGGGAAGACCGAGUCCAUCAGCGGCGGGCUGUCUGGAGUCCUAGAAGCCUGGCAGAAGAGCGUUCGGCCUGGUCCUUUGAUCCGCCAACCCGCGAGAUGCCCUCCCUCCCCAACGAUGGAGAGGAUCAAGGAACAUCCCCCGUGAACCUGUCCUAUCAGAAUGGUGGGAAGAGGAAGGUCCGCACCAAGAAGAAGAAAGGUUCCAUCGCAGCCAACGUGGCAGGAACCAAAUAUGAGAUCGUGCGCAUAGUGAUCGGGGAAAUGGCUUUCCUGAAAACCAGAGACGAGGACGAAACGGCCAAUCUCAUCUGGAACGACUCUGCAGUGCAGCACGAGAAAAUCGCUGAGCUCAGGAAUUAUCAGAGAAUUAACCAUUUCCCGGGAAUGGGCGAGAUCUGCCGAAAAGACUGCCUGGCCAGGAACAUGGCCAAGAUGAUAAAGAGCCAGCCUCAGGAGUACAGCUUCAUUCCCAAAACCUGGAUCUUCCCCGCCGAGUACACCCAGUUCCAGAACUACGUGAAGGAGCUGCGCAGGAAACGCAAGCAGAAGACAUUCAUCGUCAAGCCCGCCAACGGAGCCAUGGGUCACGGGAUUUCCUUGAUCAGAAACUGCGAGAAGCUUCCGUCUCAAGACCACUUCAUUGUCCAAGAGUACCUGGACAAGCCCUUCUUGAUGGAAGGCUACAAGUUCGACCUGAGGAUCUACAUCCUGGUCACUUCCUGCGACCCCUUGCGCAUCUUCCUGUAUGACGACGGGCUGGUGAGACUGGGCACGGAGAAGUACCACCCGCCCAGCGAGUCCAACCUGAAUCAACUGUACAUGCACCUGACAAACUACUCUGUGAACAAACACAACGAGCACUUUGAAAGGGAUGAGACUGUGGACAAGGGCAGCAAGAGAUCCAUUGGCUGGUUCACUGAGUUUCUCCGCACCAAUGACCACGACGUGGCCAAAUUUUGGGGCGACGUCUCAGAGCUGGUGGUGAAGACCCUCAUCGUGGCCGAGCCUCAUGUCCUCCACGCCUACCGCAUGUGCCGCCCCGGCCAGCCUCCAGGGAGUGACAGUGUCUGCUUCGAGGUUCUGGGGUUCGACAUCAUUCUGGACCGCAAGCUGAAGCCAUGGCUUCUGGAGAUCAAUCGAGCUCCGAGUUUCGGGACGGAUCAGAAGAUUGACUACGACGUUAAAAAGGGGGUCCUGCUCAAUGCUCUGAAGCUGCUGAACAUCAGGGCCAGCGAUAAGAGGCGGAACCUGGCUCAGCAGAAGGCAGAGGCCCAGCGCCGGCUUUACGGACAGGGAUCCAUGAAGAAGCUCUCGGCCGGCUCCUCGGACUGGGAGAGGCAGAGGCACACGCUGGAGAGGAGGAGAGAGGAGCUGAAGGAACGGCUGGCUCAGGUCCGUAAGCAGAUCUCCAGGGAGGAGCAUGAAAACCGACAUCUAGGGAACUACAGACGUAUUUACCCCCCAGAUGACAAGCUGCUCUUGGAGAAGUAUGAAAGCCUGCUCUCCGCUGCCUUUCACACGUUCCUCGCCGGGCGAGCCGCCUCACUUCAAAAGGAAAUGAAUAAUCCUCUGAAACGAAUGAAGGAGGAAGAUAUCUUGGACCUCCUGGAGCAGUGCGAGCUGGAUGAUGAGAAACUCAUGGGGAAAUCGUCUCGGCAACGAGGGCCUAAGGCCCUGUCGUCCAUGCCCGAGAGCACCCAGACGCCGGUGAAGAAAGGCAGGGACUGCAGCAGCGCCAGCAGCUGCAACAACAGCAGCUCCUCCGGCUCGGAGGAGGAGGAGAAAGAGGACCUCCAGGAGAAGAAGGAGAAGAAGGUUUCAUACGACCUGGGGGAGGACAAAUACAAGCCAUCGGAGCGUUCCAGCCGGGUACACUGGAAACCUCCAAUCAAGCCUGUCAGAGCCGGGCCCUCUGCCUCUCCCACGCUAUCGGGCCCGAUCCGCCGCUCCAUCUCCUGCCCGCGCUCCAUCUCCUCGCUGAUGGCCCAGUCGCCCGGCGCCGAGCCCCGCCCUCCCGCCGCCAAGCCGUCCACUGCCGGCGCGCGGCCCAACUCCGCCUCGCGCUCCCACUCGCUGAACCGCGGCGGCUCCGCCCACAGAGUGCCCCACAGCAGCAGCCUGGGGACCAUCCAGGCCAGCAUGGCAAAGCCGCUGCUGAACUUGAGAACUAAAGAACAGGAGGAGGAGCUGACGCGCCAGACCUUGGCCGCACUGAACGAAAUGAGGAUCCGCUUCCCUGGGAAGAAUGAGGAGGAGGCGGAGAUGGUCUUGGAUGACAUACUUGAUAACUGGAAAUAUCAUAAACCGAAAGUGGCCUCUUAUUGGUUGGUGAAGUUAGACUCCACAAAACAAAGGAAGGUCUUGGACAUCGUGCGCACGAACCUGCGCUCGGUGCUGCAGAGGAUCUGGAGGGAGCCCGACGUGGACAGUUUACAUUUAUACCGCCUUUUCAAUCGUGUCUUUAACCGCCUGCUCUGGAGUCACGGCCAGGGGCUGUGGAACUGCUUCUCCAACUCUGGGUCUUCGUGGGAGACCAUCCUGAAUAAGAGCAGCGAGGUGGUGUCCCCGCAGGAGCUGCAGUGCUGCCAGAGGCUGGUGCAGCUGUGCCGGGACUGCCUGCUCGUGGUCUACAAGUUCGUGGCCGACUCCCGGGGUUCGCUGACGGGCCUGAGCCCGGAGUGGGACGACACCAGCUCACCACUGGCUGGAGGAUCGGCCUUGGAAUCGCCUUUUCCCACCUCGCUCCUCGACGCAGGUAUCUGCUGCCAGUGACCUCCCAGUUCAUUAUGAAGUGGCCUUCCUCCAGCUUCGGACGCGUCUCCUCGGCCAUGCCACGCUCGCGCAGCCUGUUCACCACCAGGAUGGGGCAGUUCUGAGGAGAGGAGAGAGGAGGGAGGGAUGGAGGGAUGCGUGGGGGGCCAUGGGCUGUGUCCCAACUCUGGAGAUGGGCAGAUGUGUCUGUUGCCGGAGCCCUUCAGCACUCGGGUUAGAAGGACUGGAUCCCGCCCAUGUUAACGGCUGUACUGAACAAGGGCCACAGCAGACUGAACUGUGCGUCCCCCGCCUCAUCCCAAGCUCUACCACAUCAGCUGCAGAAGGCUAGCCAGCCCCGGACGCUCUGUCCAGUCACGCCUGCUGUAUUAUACCUGACCGCUGUACAGCUCUCACAGUACUGUAAAAAUGAAACUAAAAACAAAGCUAUUCAUUUAUUUUCACAUGUAACCGAUUCCACGAAAAACAAGAACGUUAUGUAGAUGGAAUGACAUUGCAGGUAACCCCCUAUUUGAGAACUAAUGUAAAUUGCUUAUUUUUGCUGUUGAUGACAAAUGCAAAAUAGUUUUGCAGCUUUUUUAUUUGAAAGGUUGUAACAUCCUUAGAAACGCUCCUCUCACUAUUAUGCAGUACAGCUGCUUUUCCGAUUCAUCUGCUCAGUGCAGCUUCCAUUCUGUACAGUGCGGUGAAACAUACAAUAUACAAGAAUCCAAAAGGCUUUCAGAGGCGUAAAUAUACCAUCUCAGCCAACACAUCAUCUGCUGAAUAAGUCUGCAGCUUAAGAGUCUCGCCUCAGUAAUUCCGUUUAUUGAUUUUGAGUCCGGGACGGAAUAUGAGCGUUGUUGUUAAGUGGAGAUAGCAAUGUCCACAAGGAAAACAAUGAGGUUUUCUGAUCUCACAUUUAGUUGUUUAGUGUACGGCUGCACAUUAGGGAGCCAAAGGACACCGUAGAGAAUGUUAUGUGGAAUAAGCGCCUCGCAGUAUGUUAAGGUGGGACUUGGUGUACUGCUGUCCUCUGCAUUAUUUCUUGCAUGCGUGAAAAAAAAAAAAAAACAGUUGCUGAUUCCCUAACCCCCCACUGGAUAUGAGCAACUGCUUAUGGGAAAUACUUGAAUUAUUUUGUGUUGCAAUUGCAUUAACUAACUUAUUUUGUCGUUUUUAAAUACAUGUAUGUGUCGUCUUUUAGUAGUAAUAUCAUGGGUUUAAGGCACCUAUUUACUGUAUGAGGAAGAGCAUUCUUUGUGAAGAGUGUUAUGCUGCGUUUGGUCAGUGUAUCCAGCUGUAACCAAAGUGCAUGGUUUCCUCCCUGAAUGAAGCCAGUUAUGCCAUACAGUGUUAGCAGCUGUGUCCUAUUUUUAGUCCAUCAGGUGUAAGUGCCAGUGCAAAACAGUGGUAUGCCAAUAUAAAGCACUACCAGUCAUAUGGUAAUUGGCCAUCAUUGCGGCUAAAAAAUGUGCUUAAUUACAGUAGGUUCCUUUUUAGUUUGUAUUAAUAAUGUCUAUGGAAUCAUAUUCUAAACAUUAGUUAUAUUUGUACAGUGUAAGCAGACAGUGUUCAGUUUUAUAAAUUAUUUAAUUUUAAUGGAUGAUGGAAAACCCAGAGGUAUUGUCUGUUUUUAAAAGGGGUCCUCCAAAUGGAUUUGACCUUGUGCGACAAAUAUACUUUAGUUUUCCCCCGAUUGUGUCAUUCAACAAUGCCAAACAUUUUAUCUUGCCUGCAUAUAUGUAGAGUACUGCUGUAUAUUUCCUUUGAGAAUAUGAAUUUUAAGUUUACAUAGCAAUAAAAUGCUUCAAACAUUACAA
Conger conger (European conger) is the source of this 4824-nucleotide messenger RNA. It is a transcript of the gene ttll7, whose product is annotated as tubulin tyrosine ligase-like family, member 7. Gene Ontology annotation, cellular component: cilium. NCBI's taxonomy places the organism in Eukaryota, Metazoa, Chordata, Actinopteri, Anguilliformes, Congridae. Bases 347 to 3022 code for a protein of 891 amino acids. The record is from RefSeq and is a predicted model, not a curated record. Gene Ontology annotation, molecular function: tubulin binding; tubulin-glutamic acid ligase activity. Gene Ontology annotation, biological process: microtubule cytoskeleton organization; protein polyglutamylation. The transcript is spliced from 22 exons.